This is a messenger RNA of Cutaneotrichosporon oleaginosum, 2213 nucleotides long. RefSeq lists its product as uncharacterized. The record is from RefSeq and is a predicted model, not a curated record. NCBI's taxonomy places the organism in Eukaryota, Fungi, Basidiomycota, Tremellomycetes, Trichosporonales, Trichosporonaceae. Gene Ontology annotation, biological process: nuclear-transcribed mRNA poly(A) tail shortening; regulation of DNA-templated transcription. Gene Ontology annotation, cellular component: nucleus; CCR4-NOT core complex; P-body.
ACCACCUGACCUCGUGUUAAUCGUGUUAUCGUCCGCACAGUCACUCCUUCCCGGCAUCAUCAUUCUCCCACCAUGGCGUUGCGGAAGCUGCAAGCGGAAAUCGAUCGAACACUCAAGGCCGUCGCCACUGGCGUCGAGACUUUCGAGUCCACAUUCGACAAGUUGAACCACGCCUCCAAUGCCACUCAGAAGGACAAACUCGAGACUGAUCUUAAGACACAGAUCAAGAAGCUUCAACGCAUGCGCGAUCAGAUCAAAGUUUGGCUCGGCAGCAGCGACAUCAAGGACAAGAGUGCCCUCCUUGACAAUCGCAAGCUUAUUGAGACACAAAUGGAGCGCUUUAAAGCCUUAGAGAAGGAAAUGAAGAUGAAGGCCUUCUCCAAAGAAGGGUUGAUCGCUGCAGCGCGGUUAGACCCCGCAGAAAAGGCCAAGCGCGACAUGGUGGAUUGGAUCGGCAGUACGACAGAAGAGUUGGCGCGGCAGAUCGAGGCCACCGAGGCCGAGCAAGAACAAUUGAAGUCGGCCGGCCGCAAGAAGAGGCAUGCAUCAGAACGCCUCUCUGAACUUGAGCAGCUCAACCAGCGACGCGAAUGGCACAUUGGGCGCCUCAUGAUCGUGCAGCGCAUGUUCGAGAAUGGGCAGUUGACAAUCGACAGGAUCGAAGGUAUCCAGGAAGAUGUCAAGUACUUCGUCGAGACCAACGCCGAGGAGGACUUCGAUAUCGACCUCGAUAUCUACGACGAGCUGAAUCUGCAAGACGUGGAAGAGGAUUACAACCCAGCUGACUUCGGACAUACGGCCGAGGACUCUUCCAACAUCGACACCAGCUCGGUUGCCGACACGCAGGAGACACCCAUCAAGACGGCCAAGGACGAGAGAAAGGCAAAGAGGCACGCCGCGUCAGUAGCGGCCGACGAUGAGGCUCCAUCAAGUCCAGUGGUGGCGAAGGGCCGGAAAAAGGAUAAAGAGAAGAAGGAGAAAGACAAGGAGCCCAAGGUUGAGCCUUCGGCGCCCGAACCUCCAACACCAGUGCAGGCACCGCCUGCAAAGCCUGCACCGCUACCCCCAAUCCGAUAUGCCGCCGCUGCUGCCGCUGCCGUUGGAGGGGCAACUCAACCUCCGACACACCAGCUCACCGAGUCUCCUGCCAAGAAGGCCGAGUCAACCCCAUCUAUUGCGGACGAUGCUACGCCCUCUGAGACCCCCGAGCCCGCUACUGAGGAGACAUCCGCGUCCCCAUCAAUUGCGCCGUCUACGGCGGCCUCCAACGCCGACGCCUCCCAAUCCAAUGGACAUCCUCCAGCGCCUCCCCCAGGCAUCUCAGCAACUCCUUCCCCGGCGCCAGCGGAGCCUUCAAGCAACGUCAAUGGUACAGCCGCUCAGCAGACUGCCCACUCGCAGCCUUCCCACGCUGAGUCGUCGCGCACCGUCACCGGCACCACCUACACGCAGAGCCCACGCAAGGAGCAGACCGUGCUUGAGGGACUCAUGCACAGCUUUGGCGUCGCCAAGGAGAUGGCCGACCGCCGCACAACCGAUCCCGAUGAACUCCACAAUGCGCUCGACGGCUCGUUCCGCAACGCCCCAGCGCAAGUUGACGCUGAGCCCCCACGGUACUACCACCCUCAAAACCCGGUGCAAACGCCAUCGUACUACCCGCAGUCUCGUUUGCCGCUCCUUGAGGACAAGAGCAUUUACCAGCGUCUCGACCUGGAUCAGCUGUUCUACAUCUUCUACUACAUGACAGGGACAUACGAGCAGUGGCUCGCUGCGCAGGAGCUUAAGCGCCAGAGCUGGCGCUUCCACAAGCAGUACUUGACAUGGUUCCAGCGGGCGCACAACCCGCAGGCCAUCACCGAAGAUUACGAGCAGGGAGGAUAUUACUACUUCGAUUGGGAAAACUCAUGGUGCCAGCGCCGUAAGAGCGACUUCCGGUUCGAGUACCGCUGGCUCUCCGAUCACUGAGCGUCGAUGUAGCAGUUUCAGACGACAUAGUAGCUUCGGCUGUUGAGCAGCCUCAUGUACAUCGUGCAUAUAUACUCAGCGAUCUGGUGCGUCACCACCACUCACCAGUUGCCGCGCCGCAGAAUGGCAGGCAGGGGCAAGGAGUUGUACAGCGUCGGAGAGCAGCUGCCAUUAGCACCCACCAAUGCGAGGGAGGCCACGUUCGACAUUGUAUUAUAGACGCAUGCUUUCCAUAAAUAUGAUCUACG